AUGUUAAGUUAUAUCAGUCUAACAUAUCUAUCUAUCUAUCUAUCUAUAUCUAUCUUCUUUCAUAAUAUAGUUGAAAACAUGCAAAUCAACUAUUUUUUAGCAAGUUCUGUUCAUAUCUAUCUAUCUAUCUAUCUAUUUAUCUAUCUAUCUAUCUAUCUAUCUAUCUAUCUCAGUCUGUUCAUAUAUAUUUAUCUUAGUCUGUUCAUUAUCUAUCUAUAUUCAUCUAUCUCAGUCUGUUCAUCUAUCUAUCUAUCUAUCUAUCUAUCUAUCUAUCUAUCUAUCUAUCUAUCUGUUCAGCUAUCUCAGUCUGUUUUAUCUCAGUUUGUUCAUAUCUAUAUCUAUCUCAGUUUGUUCAUAUAUAUAGAUCUAUCUCCAUAUGUUCAUAUCUAUCUAUCCGUCUCUGUAUAUUCAUAUCUAUCAAUCAUUCUCACACUUAAUAUCUGUCUCACACUUUUAAUAUCUCACAUUUUUUAA
Molecule: messenger RNA, 474 nt
Organism: Acanthosepion pharaonis
Lineage: Eukaryota; Metazoa; Mollusca; Cephalopoda; Sepiida; Sepiidae
Source: the annotation of a GenBank genome assembly